AUAAGAACAAGGUUCCUUGGCAGGUGUCAUGUUUUGUGUGCUGUUGUUUACUCUUGAUUCAGUGUGGUUCUUGGUUUUUGAUGCAGAGAUGCUGUGGGAUUCUGUGAGCCUCAGAAACCUGUUUGAUGAUUUCAAUAACCUAGCAAAAGGAUCUAGGAGAGGGUAUGUUAAGAAUGCCGUGAAGUUAAUGUCACUCUGAUAAUGACAAUCAUGUCAGCAUUUAAUAUCAGUUAUCAAUCAGACUCAACAUCCACAGUAUCAACCUUGAAUCUGGAAUCCUCCUACUUUAUGAAGUCUGCCUGUGACAGAUGCCCAAACCAUUUUUUCUUUCUCCUUUUGUUUACACAUGUUAAUUUACUCCUGGGAUGGCAACAGCUAUGCUAUGAAAUUGUCAGAGCUGAUCAAUCAGUCAGUAGCAUCCUCUAGGUUAAAUGCAAUAACACGACAAUUCUCCAGUUACCUGUUAACUCUUCGUCCUUGUUUUCAAAGCUCACCUCAUUCUCUUAUAUGAGUAAGUGCGUGUAGUGCUGGGGACAGGGAACGAGAAGCGUAUCACUUGAGAAACAUUAUCACGUUAGAGUUGGGUGUUUCCUCUGGAAGAGAACAAGCCUAAACAGAACCUUCUAGGUCUGUGGUAAGCAGGAAGGCACCCUGAGUGAGAUUAGAGAUGCUGCUGUAGAUGACUUGUAAUGAAGUCCAAACUCUACUGAGCAACUUUAGGAAUCAGAAGGUUGGAAGUGAGAAGAUGUUGCAUUCUUAGGGAUCAUUUUCACAUAAACUGACUUUCUUGCACGCAAGAAAAGUAAAGUUGGUGGGGGAAACAACUGAAAAUCCAAAGACUACUAUAUAAAUUUGAAGCUAGCUUACUGGAUUUUGUGCACAGUCCUCAAGCUUUUUAUAUGAAAUGGGAAAACCAACCCUUAAUUUAGAGUUAAUCUUAAGAAUCCAAUGUUUUAAAGCCUUUAGUUCUGAUUCAUGAUAGGUAUUUAAUAAUUACCUGUAUCAGUAAUGGUAACAAUGUCAGGCUAAGGCAAAACCAGACACGGGAAGCAUGAAUCAGGUGAUCAGAGAAUGAACUGAUUCGGUGUAUAUAUUAAAUAGAGUGCAUUAGGCAAGGGUGUUGCAAGGACUGAUGUGAUAGUGACCUUGUUGCUAAGUACAGAAGCAAAACAGUGACAUAAAAACAAGUGUGCUAAGUACUGAGUGGAGGAGAGAGAUGCAGACAGACGCUGCAGGGGAAAAAAGCUGAUUAAAAAGGGCCCUUUGAUUCCACAGGCAUAAAAAUCCACAGCCAGGAAUUUGCUGCCACCUCUGAGUCAGGCAGGGGUGGGAGGUGGGGGUGCAGGGCCCCAUCAAAGAAUGCCCAGUGGCUUUAGACUGCGACAGUCCCAUUUCUGAUUGGGACCAGUGUGGACCUAGCACAGGACUCAAGUAGAGAAUGGCUUUUGCAGAGCGUUCACCUGGGACCCCUCGGCGACGGGACCUCUGCAGCCGUUCCAUCUGGCUGGUGCGGAAGAUUCGUUCAGACCUGACUAGUCUUACGGAGUCUUAUGUGAAGCAUCAGGGCCUGAACAAGGAUGUCAGCCUGGACUCUGUGAUCGGUGUGCCGACAGCGAGCGCUGCCCGGUGGGGUGAGCUGAGCGAGGCAGAGCGGCUGCAGGAGAACCUCCGGGCUUACCGCACCUUCCACAUCCUGCUGGGCCGACUCUUGGAGGACCAGCGGGUGCACUUCACCCCAGCCGAGGGCGACUUCCAUCAAGCCAUCCACACUCUCGGGCUCCAGGUUUCUGCCUUCACCUACCAGCUGGAGGAGCUGAUGGCACUCCUGGAGCACAAGGUCCCUCCAAAUGAGGCCCACGAGAUGCCUGUGGGUGACGGCGGUCUCUUUGAGAAGAAGCUGUGGGGCUUGAAGGUGCUGCAGGAGCUUGCCCAGUGGACUGUGCGGUCCAUCCACGACCUGCGUUUCAUCUCCUCUCGGCAGGCAGGGGUCCUCGCCCUCGAGAGCCAGAAGAUGUAGAAAGCAGUCCUCCUGAGUCUGAGCGUCCCUUCUGAUGGGAUGUGCAACGUUCUGUGCGGCCCAAUUCACCUGUCUUUGGCUGUGAAAAGCUUUAAGACCUGGUCGAGUGGGGCUGGAGACAAGGAGGGGCUGUGCAGCCUCCCACCCCGCGCUCUAACCUUUCCACCCACUAAAUGACCUUUACCGCAGCAGCCUUAGGAUCUGAAGGUAAAUACUUACAUGCCAGUGCCAGAUGACUUCCAAGAAGAUUGAACCAGUAAGUAAAGAAUGAUGCACUCUUGCUGUUCAAGACUUUCAGGUCUUGAGACUAAUGAUGUGUGUUCUGAGGAGCUGUCCUGGCAGGGCACUCACUGGGAGGUGUACUCACAGUCACACUGGCUUGGAGGAUGCAGCCAUGGACUCUCCCGGCAUGGAAGGAAAUCUGUCACAGCUCCUCUGGAGUCAGUAGCAGAGUUUAGUGUAAGAAGGCAGUAUUGGUUACCCACACCUGACGAAGAGAACAGCUGAAGGGCUUCAAUUUUGAGGCCCGCCAGACUCGGAAGCAACAGCGCAGUGAUGCAGCGUGGUACAGCAUAUCUCCAGGGCCUCUCAGCACUGGACUCAUUCUUCCGGUGAUCAGAGGCCCUGCAAGCCAAGCUUGGAGGAGCGAUGGGUGGAAUCUUACCCAGGUUAAAAAGUCAGGCCUCAAUCCAAUCAGCUCAUGUUCCCCAGACUUAUUCAUGAGGACGACGGGCAGAGGCCAGCUCCUUCCCCCUGGGAAUGCCAGAGAUUCUGACAUGAUGGGCAGUGAGGCUUCUGCACUGCACGGCAAAGGACCAGAGCUGUUCUCAAGAGAGCCCUUGGGGCUGGGGAUUUAGCUCAGCUGCAUAAGCACCUGCCUUGCAAGCAGGCAGUCAUGAGUUCAAUCCCUGGUACCGAUAAAAAAAGAAACAAAACAAAACAAACAAAUGAAAAAGAGAGCCCUGCAUGGUUCAAGGCUGGCCCCCAAGCAUGGUCCCUGGAAGGGUGGAAGGGUCGUUAGUGGCCUGGUCAUGUCCUAGUGGUAUGGCAUGAAUGCAGAUGUUUUCAAGUGUCAUUUACUUUACAUUUAACCUGUAAUUAAAGCUCAAGAUCUUGGAUUAAGGGUGCAAUAAAUUUAGUUCAACUAA
Cavia porcellus (domestic guinea pig) is the source of this 3165-nucleotide messenger RNA. It is a transcript of the gene Cntf, whose product is annotated as ciliary neurotrophic factor. Gene Ontology annotation, molecular function: cytokine activity; growth factor activity; ciliary neurotrophic factor receptor binding. Gene Ontology annotation, cellular component: axon. Gene Ontology annotation, biological process: positive regulation of axon regeneration; positive regulation of tyrosine phosphorylation of STAT protein; positive regulation of cell population proliferation. The record is from RefSeq and is a predicted model, not a curated record. Bases 1439 to 2017 code for a protein of 192 amino acids. The transcript is spliced from 2 exons. NCBI's taxonomy places the organism in Eukaryota, Metazoa, Chordata, Mammalia, Rodentia, Caviidae.